This is a messenger RNA of Hyaloscypha bicolor E, 1243 nucleotides long. Its product is annotated as enoyl-CoA hydratase/isomeras-like protein. The transcript has a single exon. NCBI's taxonomy places the organism in Eukaryota, Fungi, Ascomycota, Leotiomycetes, Helotiales, Hyaloscyphaceae. Bases 133 to 1068 code for a protein of 311 amino acids. The record is from RefSeq and is a predicted model, not a curated record.
CUUCAAGCUAUUGCUUGAGUACCGUAUUACCUCUUUAUCACCUUUUAUUGUACCAUUGGGUCCCAAAAGAUACGGCGCCCUCCCCCUGCGGACCCUGGCCUCAUCUCCCUAUCUUCAACUCCAACUUGAAGAAUGGCCUCCUCCUUCCCCCAAUCUUACGCAUCCCUCAAACUACCCGAUAUUUUCCUCUCCCACGCUCCGCCGACCUCUCCGACGCCAACACCAGUAAUUAUAAUAACGCUCCAUCGGCCACAGCACCGAAACGCCUUCACAGACAGCAUGGCCUCGUCCCUCGUUAAAAUCUUCGAUAUACUCUCUCUCGAUCCACGAAUAAAAGCAAUUGUUGUGACGGGACAUGGGAACUUUUUCUGUGCCGGCGCUGAUCUUGAGGGGGGCAAUGGGCUUCAGUACAAUAACGAUACGAGCAGGACGCAUAGAGAUGGAGGGGGGCAAGUUACAAUGGCGAUACACAGAUGUACGAAGCCUGUCAUUGCGGCGAUAAAUGGCAGUGCGGUAGGAGUAGGUAUUACGAUGACUCUACCGAUGAGUAUCCGGAUUGUGAGCGAGAAAGCAAAGAUUGGGUUCGUCUUCGCGAGAAGAGGGAUCGUGAUGGAGGCUGCUUCUUCGUAUUUCCUGCCGAGACUUAUUGGCUACUCCAGGGCUAUGCAUUUGGUUACAACCGGCGAGGUGUUACUUGCUGGACAUGUGCUAUUGAGGGAACUGUUUAGUGAAGUCGUGCCAGAGGAGAGGGUGCUUGAGAGGGCGUUAGAGGUUGCGAGAUUGGUGAGCGAGAACACAAGUGCAGUAUCUACUUCACUGAUGAAGGACUUGAUGUGGAGAGGCCCAGGGACGGCGGAGGGGACACAUUUGUUGGAUAGUAAGGUGCUGUUUGAGUUGUUCCAGGGGAAGGACAAGAAGGAGGGGAUUGAUUCUUUCUUGGAGAAGAGGAAGCCGGAUUUUAAGGGGACGAUGGAAAGAGAUGCGCCGAGUGUGUGGCCUUGGUGGGAACCUCUUAACGUCAAGGCUCCGGAGAUGAUUGAGAGUUUGAAGGGGAAGUCGAAGUUAUGAAGGUAUGUGGAUGGAAUUAGACUUUUACAUUAGAUAUAGGACAAAGUUUACGGCCCUAAAGAACAUAGGCCAGACAUUAACCCUAAAAGAUUAUCGAGAAGGGGGAAGCAAUUAGACCUCACUUAUCGGCUUCCGAAGUCCUCCAAGGCGCAAGUAGGUGUUUGCAAACACGGAG